AUGGUGCUUCAUGCAAAGAAGGCCUCGCUCCUCCUGCGGUUUCGAGAAGACGACGCCAGCGACGACUUUUGCCUGGAGUUUGCCCUGGAUAUCUCCAUCAGACCCAAGGCGAAGGCCUCUGUUUCCCCACAAAUAGCUGGCCACGGCAAAUCUCCUUUUUUGGGCGGGCUCCCAAGCACGCAGGUGGCUCCUUUUGAAAGAAGCCCCAAACGAGCAAUGCACCCGAUAUUCGAGGCUCUGACUGAAGAGAGUAACAAUGUUCAUACGCCAUUGCAAGAGAUCAAGGAGCCGUUUCCUCAGAGACGCAAAACGUCAGUGAAGCUUUCGCUCACGCCUGCUCAGCGUGUGGGCAAAUCUUCGGCGCUCAGGUCCAGCAAUGCCUUGGAAAACUUCAGGUUCUACGAGAAGGUGGGCCGAGGCGCCCACGCAGAUGUGUACCGGGCCAAGAACCUCAGAACAAACCAGAUAGUGGCCAUUAAGCAGAUCACGCUCGACAAGGACUACGACUUGCGUGUGCUCAUGGGUGAAAUCGAUCUUUUGAAGAUCUUGAAGCAUGACAAUAUCGUCAAGUACCAUGGCUUCGUGAAAACGCUGCACUCACUAAAUGUGUUAUUGGAGUACUGUGCUGGCGGGUCACUUCGUCAAAUGUACAAGAAAAUUGGCCACGGCUUCUCUGAGGGGCAGAUUGUGCUGUAUGUGAAACCGAUUCUCCGAGGACUAAGCUAUUUGCAUGAACAAGGUGUGGUCCAUAGAGACGUCAAGGCCGCCAAUGUGCUUCUCACGGGUAGCGGCGACGUGAAACUCGCUGAUUUUGGCGUGGCCACCAAAGUGGCUACUCUGCAUAACACUGUGGUAGGCACACCAAACUGGAUGGCGCCAGAAACGGUGUUGGGAGGCGACGGGAUCUGUACUGCGUCUGAUGUUUGGUCUUUGGGCGCCACUAUCAUCGAGCUCUUCACUACAAACCCUCCUUAUCAUGAGUUGAACCCUAUGGCAACUUUGCAUGCUAUUGGAACCGAUGACCACCCACCGCUACCGUCAGGUCUCUCUCCGCUAGCUAAGGAUUUCUUGCUCGAAUGCUUUCAAAAACAACCCACUCUUCGUGUGUCAGCGAAGAACCUACUUCGACAUCGCUGGAUGGGAGAGAGUGAUCUGGCUCAUACUACGAAGUGGGACACAACGCUGACCCGAUCUUCGAAGGGGAAAAGUAUGGAAGUGGAGAGCCAUAAUGACAGUAAAGCAGCAAGUCCGUCAAGAGAGAGAUACACGCGGAACGAGCUUUUAAAAAAGUUUGCAGAAAGAGAAGAUGACCUGGACUUCGCUAAGACCGCUGAUACAUCGUUCAGUUUGAAAUUGCAAUCGAGAGUGGAAAUCGAGCAGCUGGCGUCUGAAGAAAGUGACCCAUUCGUGGAGCUCUUGGUCGACAACUUCGACACAAACGAGCUCGAAGUGCAGAGCAAAAUGGAACUUCUUUGUCAGAAACUUAUCGUUCGUGUGGAUACCUGCCACUUUGGUCAUGAAGAAACGGCACAGUCACUUGUUAAAAUCACAGGUCGGAUGUUGCAACUUGUGAAGAAAUAUAGUAUUCUGCAUGACACACUCAUACGAAAUCACGGUGUGCUAUCUUUGCUCGAGCUACUUGAGAAUGCACCAGAAAUCCCCGACCAGAAUCGCCUUUGGUAUCACGUACUUUCCACAUUGAACUAUAUGUUUGAAAACAAUCUGGCACAGCUCGAGAAUUUUGCACUCCUAGGCGGCAUCCCCAUGAUGACGCAGUUUUCGAAGCUCUCUUAUGGCCUACAGCCACGCUUGCAAGUAGUCAGGUUUAUUAAGAUUGUCCGGAAAUCUGACCGUGCUCUUGCUAUGUUUGUCUCCUCAGGAGGCCUACGUAUCUUGUCGAGAUUUCUCGAAGAGGAUUUUGAUAUUACGCCGGACUUUCCACUCGUUUCUAUUCACUGCAUUCAUAAGAUCCUUUCAAAAGGUAUCACUCGCUUUAAGUCAGAUAUGUGCCGCAUUCUUUCGAGGUACGGCAUUGUCUUUUGGUUUGUGGUUCUUCUCAACCGGCUCACGAAAUACCACAAAACGCCUGAAAGCUUGGUGCCUGAGGAAUAUGUCGAUAAUACCAUCGAUAAGAUUUUAGACGUACUCAAAUACUUCGGGCAGGCGGAGCCAAGGGUGAGAAUCAAUAUUGUAAGCCCCGACCUAGUGAAACUUCUCAUAAAAGUAUACCCUACGUUGAGUCUUAAGCGCCGAAUGGUUGUUCUCAAGUUUUUUCGGUCCAUCAGCUGCAUUUCAGAACUUCUUCGCGUUUUGCACCUGGCUGAUAUCUUGGAAUUCUUUGUAUCUAUUUUACGUGAACAUCCAGCUUACAGCUCGCAUUACAAGGAAGUUCUCAACAUUGUGUGCCCCUCCAUCUAUAAUUGCUGCUAUUUAAACCAUUCGAAGGAGCUCGAGCUCGUGAAACUUGGAGUAGUUCCUAUAUUUAAGGAGCUAUCGAAAAUUAACUUGCCGUUUAGACAAUUCGUAUUGCCUGUCUUAUGUGAAUUUGUCUACUGUGAGUCUUACGUCAGACAAAUGCUCUUUAAGUUCAACAUAUUCGAGGUGUAUCUCAAUUUACUCGUGGACCCAUACUGGCAGUCCAAUGCUUUGGACUCUAUUCUCCAUUGGUCUUCGCAAGAUGCAUCCUUCAAAUGGUUGGAUGAUGCGAAGGCAAGAGAGUGCCUACUCAGCGGGUUUAUGUUGUCCAAAGUUUCUAACCUUGAAGCUGCACUCAAUAACUAUCUUCAGCUUAUUAGCAUGAACGCUCAAGCGCUUUCGCUCAUGACCCGUGACUCUGUGGUAUCGCAGAUUCUUAGUAAGUUAACAUUCUACAAUCGAAAUCCAGUGGUGAAGUUGUCACUUCUUCGCAUUCUUCGUCAAAUCAUUUCUCAGUACACUGAGAGCGAAGCUAUGCUUAAUACGGAUGCCAUUGAGACGACACUACGUGCUAUUACCGUCACAGAGUCCUCGGUGUUAAUACAAGAUUUGAUUGCAAAAAUCCUCGACCUACUCGGGCAGCUGGUACUGCACAAAGGCGGGUGUUGCGAACCGAGGAAUCCUCAAAUUGUGGAGAAAGAGUGUUGA
Messenger RNA from Candidozyma auris, 3123 nucleotides. It is a transcript of the gene CDC15, whose product is annotated as serine/threonine protein kinase. The transcript has a single exon. Gene Ontology annotation, biological process: protein phosphorylation. The record is from RefSeq and is a predicted model, not a curated record. NCBI's taxonomy places the organism in Eukaryota, Fungi, Ascomycota, Pichiomycetes, Serinales, Metschnikowiaceae. Bases 1 to 3123 code for a protein of 1040 amino acids. Gene Ontology annotation, molecular function: ATP binding; protein kinase activity.